Messenger RNA from Guyanagaster necrorhizus, 2036 nucleotides. RefSeq lists its product as uncharacterized. The record is from RefSeq and is a predicted model, not a curated record. Bases 431 to 1966 code for a protein of 511 amino acids. NCBI's taxonomy places the organism in Eukaryota, Fungi, Basidiomycota, Agaricomycetes, Agaricales, Physalacriaceae. The transcript is spliced from 4 exons.
GCGAUUCAUCUCUGGGAAUGAUUUUCUGAAUCAUGUCGACUGGGAACAGGAUUGGCCGUACAACUGUCAAACACAGACUUUUUACAGGUCCGACUGGCAUCAUAAUAGCUCCAGCUUGACGGCAAAUCUUCUGAACUUUGAAUUUCGCUUCCCGGGAUCGAUGCGCAGUUUUUGUCCUGCGCAUUUGGACCCUAUUCCAUUUGGAAGGCCUGCUCUUGGGAAUACGGCAUGGCUGUGAACUAACCUAACGCUCUUUGUAGGAUCUCUAGCAUAGCAUAGCCUCGAGGAUUCGGAAUAUCCAUACUAACAACGUUACAGUGAAUUGAUACUCCCUCAUAUUUAUUGAUCAAGCUGUGCUUUUGAUGGCUUUUAUAAUUUCUUCUUUCCCUUCCGUAGAGCACCAAUUUCCCGCUCACAUCUCUCCAGGCCUAUGGAGUGCACUGCGUUUCGCAAUUUCUUCGGGGGAAUCAUGUCCCCCCACAGGCGACAUCGCUAUGACCUCCUGUCGGACGUCGAUGAUGAAUCCUACCAACUCCCCGCGGAUGGCAAUCUACCUCGGCGACGGUUCUCUUCACGUCGAAAUCCCUUCGGCUUCCUCACACACGUUUUCUUUUCCACCGCACUUCGACGAAACACUUUUUUCUUCUUGCUCGUCGUGACAUGCGUCAUCGGUUGGCUGGCCCCACCUUCAUACAAUGACGUACGGGAUUUUGAACAGCACUUCCCGCAACAUCAGAUCCCGACCGAUUACAUAGGCGACAGAAGAUUUCUACGCUUUGAAGGGACGCUAUGGGGUCUUGGCUUGAACAACAUCUUGCAAGAAGACCUCCUUCUAUCUUACAUCGCGUACGCGACAAACCGUUCAUUCGUAUUCAGUGAUUACACAUGGUCACACACUCCGUUCCCUUUCACCAUCGACGAUUACUCUCUCCGACCGGCUCGAAUGCCUCUAAACGCCUUUAUUUCCGGUCCCACCGCGGGUGGACCAAUAUCGACAUCACACAACCAACAUACAUUGGAUCUACCAGCGGACUCUCAUGCCCAAAUCGACGCAGAUUUACGCGCGGUACGCUUAGAUUAUUUCGACGCUGUUUGCCCGCCAAAUCUACGCGUCCGGCUCACCUCUGCUGACAUCCCGCAGCUAAGUGACGACACCCUCGAAGGAGACGCCCUUUUGGCUACGUGGGUAGAUUGGUUAUCACGAGACGAGGUCGUGAAACAGCCAUGUGUGGUUGUUGAUUUCAGUGAGAAAGUCGUGUUUGAUCAUCUAUUGUUUGGAUCACAGAGAGUAAUAUCCAUAUUCCCCGUACUUGCGUCGAGCCCCAUCCUCAAUGAGUUCGCAUGGUCCUAUCUCGUCGAAGGUGCUGUCGAACGGAACAUGAAUGGAUUAAUUAAUUCAGCAUCGUCCUCAUCUCCGAAUCUCAUGUCUGGCGUGGCAGCGGUUCAUCUAAGAAGAGGCGACUACUCCGGGCAUUGCCUCUAUCUUUCCAAACACAACACCCCAUAUCAGGGCAUGAACCAAUACCCCGGUAUCCUCGACCGGUUUGAUCCACUCGAAUUUGACCCGUCUGCGCCUUCCCCAGAUAACGACUCAUACCAUCAUUACCUCCCACACUGCCUCCCCACCAUUCCAGAAAUAGUCGAACGUCUACGAGCCGUUCGCGCAGAAAACCCACAGCUAUCAUUGACCAAGGUGUACCUACUCUCGAAUGGUCGCCGGUGGUGGCUUGAUGAGCUUUGGACAGCGUUGCGGGCGGAUGGGUGGGAGCCUGUAAAGGAAGGUUUGGGGAGCAGUCAGGAUUUGGUCUUGACGAGACAGGAACAGUAUGUUAGUGGGGCGGUGGAUAUGGCUAUUGCGGAAAAGGCGGAGAUGUUUGUCGGGAAUGGGUUCUCGAGUCUUACGGGGAACAUUGUAAUGUUGAGGCUGGCCAAGGGUGUUGAUGUGGGACUGAAUAGGAUGCUGUGAUUAUAACACAUAUAUAUAGGGUGUGGUGUACGUUACAAUAAACUUGAACGAAGUAGUAUCUAUCUCGUGC